Molecule: messenger RNA, 2431 nt
Organism: Zingiber officinale
Lineage: Eukaryota; Viridiplantae; Streptophyta; Magnoliopsida; Zingiberales; Zingiberaceae
Product: calcium-dependent protein kinase 18-like
Exons: 12
Coding region: 412-2022 (536 amino acids)
Biological process (GO): intracellular signal transduction; protein autophosphorylation; peptidyl-serine phosphorylation
Cellular component (GO): cytoplasm; nucleus
Molecular function (GO): calmodulin binding; calcium/calmodulin-dependent protein kinase activity; calcium-dependent protein serine/threonine kinase activity
Source: RefSeq, a predicted model, not a curated record
CACCCGUGCGCUAAAGGGGGAAUAGUUUAACCGACUGGUGGGAGAAACGAACUAAGAAUCGAAGAUCCAGUUCAUUUUUGGACCCCCAAAAAAGGCGAUUUUUUUAUGGCGACUUUCCUCAUGGAAGAUUGUUCUUGCGAUCUCGAUGGUGUUCUUAACAAUCUUGGAUUCGAUCCAGUUCGAGGGAGAAAGAAACGGUGAAAAGGCGGAAGAAAUGGAGGGGUUGCCUUCAAUCCGAGGCGGUCUCCUCCUUUGACCACUGCCACCCCCCUUCCUUCCUUCCCACCAUCUUCCUACACCUUUCCCUCUUCUCCAAUCAUCGCCCCGUCGGCCCCCUUUUUUAUAGGCCUCGGCUUUGCCCCCAUUAGCUGGAUCCAUUGAUGGUUGACGAAUCUCCCAGAUCGGAGCAGAAUGGGCGUGUGCUUCUCCGCGGAUUCCAAGGUCACAGGUGGCUCCAGCAGAAGCGGCAGCGGGUCGGUGAGGAAGCGGCAGGCGGAGGGGCCGCGGAAUAAGGCGCCGUCGGAGCAGCCGCCGCCGCCGAAGGAGAGAGGGGCGAAGAAACGGCCCGCCGGACUGGUGGCCUGCGGGAAAAGAACCGACUUUGGGUACGCAAAAGAUUUUGAGAGCCGGUACUCGAUUGGGAAGCUGCUCGGGCAUGGCCAGUUCGGGUACACCUUCGUCGCCACUGAGAAGACAACCGGAGAACGGGUGGCAGUGAAGAGGAUAGACAAGAAUAAGAUGGUCCUUCCAAUUGCUGUCGAGGAUGUGAAGCGGGAAGUAAGGAUACUGUCAGCCCUUAAAGGCCAUGAGAAUGUUGUCCAUUUCCAUGAAGCAGUUGAAGAUGACUCUUAUGUGUAUAUAGUAAUGGAGUUAUGUGAGGGAGGUGAAUUACUGGAUCGGAUAUUGUCCAAAAAGGAUAGCCGCUAUACUGAGAAAGAUGCAGCAAUAGUUGUGAGACAGAUGCUCAAAGUAGCAGCUGAGUGUCAUUUGCAUGGUUUGGUACAUCGGGACAUGAAGCCUGAGAAUUUUCUUUUUAAAUCAACUAAAGAUGAUUCGUCUUUGAAGGCGACAGAUUUUGGCUUGUCUGAUUUUAUAAAGCCAGGGAAGAAAUUCCAUGAUAUUGUUGGAAGUGCAUAUUAUGUUGCUCCAGAGGUGUUGAAACGAAAAUCUGGCCCUGAAUCUGAUGUUUGGAGCAUAGGGGUGAUCACUUAUAUUCUUCUUUGUGGAAGACGUCCCUUUUGGGACAGAACUGAGGAUGGAAUAUUUAGAGAGGUGUUAAAGAACAAGCCUGAUUUUCGUCGAAAGCCAUGGCCACAGGUAAGCAACAGUGCAAAGGACUUUGUCAAGAAGUUACUAGUAAAAGAUCCACGCGUGCGACUUACUGCUGCCCAAGCUUUGUCCCACCCAUGGGUGAGAGAAGGGGGCAGUGCAUCAGAAAUCCCACUGGAUAUUUCUGUUUUAUCAAAUAUGCGCCGAUUUGUGAAGUAUAGUCGUCUAAAGCAGUUUGCAUUGAGGGCAAUAGCUAGUACUCUUGAUGAACAUGAGUUAGCCGAUCUCCGGGACCAGUUUCAACUAAUUGAUAUUGAUAAAAGUGGUUCAAUAAGCCUUGAUGAAAUGAGACAGGCUCUUGCAAAGGAUGUGCCUUGGCGAUUAAGGGGGCCGCGUGUACUAGAGAUUCUUCAGGCUAUUGAUAGCAAUACCGACGGACUUGUUGAUUUCACAGAAUUUGUUGCAGCAACUUUGCAUGUGCAUCAGAUGGAGGAGCACGAUUCUGAGAAGUGGCGCGUCCGAUGUAAAGCGGCUUUCGAUAAAUUUGAUAUGGAUGGAGAUGGAUAUAUUACACCAGAGGAACUUAGAAUGCAUACCGGGUUGAAGGGCUCAAUUGAACCAUUACUAGAAGAAGCUGAUAUAGACAAAGAUGGCAAGAUCAGCUUGUCGGAAUUCCGUAAGCUCUUAAGAACCGCAAGCAUGAGUUCCAAUGUUCCUAGUCCAUCUGGUGUAAAGAAUCCCCAAAUUUUCUAAUUUGAUUUGUCAAUAAGGAAGAGAAGGUUGGCAGAUGUAAACGUUAUAUUGUCUUUGCCUUGCUUUGGUUAUUAUGCUCUAUAUCCCUCUCCCAAUGUUUCUCGGGCUUUGUCAGGAGUGAUGUGGGCAAUGCUUAUUCUAGCCUUUACCCGUGUCAGUGUUGCAAUCAGCUAUAAGAACUAGAGAUGGCGAGAAGAACAUCGGUAAGAACUAUGUGAAAGGUCUACAAUUUGGAUGUAAAAGAAUUUCAUCACACCGUUUGUACAUUAGGUUACUCAAUGAUUUCAUGUCUUUCACCAAACUUGUUGUGUUAUUGUGUAUAUGCUUGUUCAAGUUCAGCAUGAAUAGAACAUACUCAUACCUGUUCUAGUUAGUUUUCUUAUAGUUUUUUGUUUCAUUUUAACUUCUA